Messenger RNA from Protopolystoma xenopodis, 321 nucleotides. Lineage: Eukaryota; Metazoa; Platyhelminthes; Monogenea; Polystomatidea; Polystomatidae. The record is from the annotation of a GenBank genome assembly.
UGUCAAGAGCCAUUUGUUACCCGUGCGAUUGCUUAUCGUCGAAAUCAAUCUGAGCUGGAAGGUUGUCGGGCCAGACUAGAGAGCAAGGAUGCUGAGUUGCGAGAGUUACAGAUGGCUCUUAAAUUGAGAAACAACGAGGUUAGCGAGAUGGCUGUUAGAGUCGGAGUGGCAGAGAAAAAAUUAGAGAACGCAGGCAAAGGAAGUGAUGAGAAGAUUCGGCGCCUUGAACAACGCCUUGAACACGCUUUGGCUCAGCAGAAGAGGACAGAAAACAAUCUACUUAUUCCAGGUUCUUUCGAAGUCUUCUUCUUGCCCUGUUAG